Messenger RNA from Sus scrofa (pig), 3334 nucleotides. It is a transcript of the gene RBFA, whose product is annotated as ribosome binding factor A. Gene Ontology annotation, biological process: rRNA processing. The record is from RefSeq and is a predicted model, not a curated record. Lineage: Eukaryota; Metazoa; Chordata; Mammalia; Artiodactyla; Suidae.
CCGCCCCGCCGCUCCAUGUCCAGCCUACCUGCUCUCCAGACCCCGCCUCGUCUUCUCGUCCCGCCUACAGUCCCGCCUGUGUCUCCCCGCACGCACGUUGCUUCGCCCUACAACGCCCCAAGCCAUCUCGUGUGGUUCCGCUUGUUCGUAUUCCCACAGCGUCCCAGGUCCGCUUGUGCCUCCCCGGCCCAUGUCACCCCUGCCCCCUCCCCCUCCCCCCUCCAUGUCGCCCCUCCUCACGUCACUCACGCGACUGUCGCCGCGCACACGUCGCUCCGUCAACGUCGCCCCCGCUACACGUCUGUCCGCUGCACGUUGUCCCGCCCACGUUCCAGGGUCGGCAGUCGGGCUGAGGACAUGUGGGCGACGCUCAGGGGGCUGGGGGUCCCACACGCUAGGCUCCUGGGCGGCGCCCAAGGCCUGCACACCUCGCCAGUGUCCUAUGGCAAGAACCUGCUUAAGAAAUUUGCUUCGAAAACCAAGAAGAAGUUUUGGUAUGAAGGUCCUUCCUUAGGCUCUCACUUGACUUACAAGCCGUCACAGUUGGAAUUCCUAACGAAGAGUACAUCCAAAACGACCAGGAAGGAAGAUCACGUGCGCCUGAGGGCCCUUAACGGACUCCUUCACAAAGCGCUGACCGACAUGCUGUGUACCCCUGAAGUGAGCCAGGAGAUCUGCGACCUGAAUGUGGAGCUCUCUAAGGUCUCUCUGACUACAGACUUUUCUGCCUGCCGAGUGUUCUGGAGGGCGACACUCUCUGAGGCUCAGAACGCACACACGGAGGCCGUCCUGCAGAGGAGUGCUGCGCACAUGAGGCAUCUUUUGAUGUCCCAGCAGACUCUGAGGAGCAUGCCGCCAAUAGUGUUUGUUCAGGACAAAAAACAUGCAGCUGCAGUGGAGGUUGAUCAGUUAUUGGCAAUUGCUGAUUUUGGACCCGUAGAUGAAAAAGACAACUUUACACAAAAUGAUUUCAGGAACCCUGAGGCCCCUGACACCAUGUCGCCAUGUGACAGCUCUGGCCCUGCCAUGCACUCGAGUCUAUAUGGGAUUGAUCACGAGGCGCUCAACAAGCAGAUUGUGGAAUACAAGCAGAGGAGAGAGAAGGGGCAUGGGGGCAUGAGCCCCAUGUGGCCAGAGCGAGAGGCUGAGCCCACAAAGCACAUGAAGAGGAGGAGAGCCAGGCCCCAUGGGGACGAUGGCCUCUCUCCCCAGAACUGCCUGUGGGGAGACUGUGGUGAGCCCCUUCCUGAGGAGCAGGCCUCAGCAUACAAGUGGCGGUUCCAGGAAGCAGAGCAGGAACUGGAGGUGGAGAGAAAGGAUCAGGGCAACUGUUAGGGCUUUUGAAGGGAGUGGAUGGCGCACACAGAAGAGGAACUGGCCUGGAACACAUACAGCUGGUGCCUCCAGGAAGCCCCGUGCAGGCGCAGCCGAGCCGUGCCGACUGUGACUGCAUUGCUGUGGAGGCAGUGUAACCUGUGGAAAGUACGUGGAAAUGUCUUGGUUGGAAGCUGUAAUAGUCAGCCCUCCUUACUGGGCUCCAGAUCUGCAGGUCAGCCUGCUCGCUGGUUCUGCGGAGCCCCCAGGCCAGCACUUGUGGCGCUUUGUGGUCAUUCUCGGACACACACAGAGAAGUGGAAGCCUGGUUCGUGAAGUACACAUGCUCCCUUAGGUUCAAACAUGGUGCCGCCCCGCCUGCUGCUUUCAUCUCAUGCUGCAAAAACUUGUCCUCUGCAGUCUGGUCAGCCUCCUUGUGGUGCUGAAGUGCUGUCUAGUUUUCCUAAGUGCCUUUCAGAGAAAGCACCUGUGUUAGAUGCGCCACGUUAGGAAAUAAAUAAAUCACAUCUGACACAGGGAAAUAUAUUCUCUGGGGCUUGAGACCCCUCCAUGCCCCAAGAGUUAUCAGCCUGGAAAUACAGUGAUAUUAAGUAAGUUCAUUUUUUUUCUUCUUUUUUUUUUUUAGGGCCGCACCAUUGGCACAUGGAGGUUCCCAGGCCAGGGGUCCAAUUGGAGCUGCAGCUGCCAGCUCACGCCACAGCCACGGCAAUGCCAGAUCCAAGCCACGUCUGCAACCUAUACCACAGCUCAUGGCAAUGCCAGAUCCUCAACCCACUGCUGCGUGAGGCUAUGGAUCGAACCCACAACCUCAUGGUUCCUAGUUGGAUUCAUUUCCACUGUGCCAUGACGAGAUCUCCUUUUCCUUUUCUUUUUCUUUCUUUUUUUCUUUUUUAUAUGAGUUCAAGAUGAUUGGGAAAGGUAGACUAUUAAGAUAAAGCAAGGAAACUUGUAACACGGCUUUUCAGGAAGUGUAAUUUCCAUUCUUAUAAACUCUUUCGGGAAGGAAAGCAUUGUCCUUCAAGGAAAACUCUGCAUACCCCGAGCACUGUGUUCCGUCUGGGCAUCUGAGACCUAGUGCAGUGACCCAGCCUGGGUGUGGCACCAGGCAGCCCUGUCUUUGUUGGGACAGUGGCCCCCACUGAAGGGACAGCAUCACAGGGCAUGGGCUGACCACAGUGGAUACCCUGGGCUGCUGUUUGGGUGGCACUUGUGUGACCUUGCCUGCCCUGAAACAGUGCACGUAGCCUGUGUGUGGCUGCUUCCUUUAGUAGUGUGGGCUGCUUACACAGCCUUCUCUGCUGACCAGAGAAGCAAUAUGCAUGGGAAUUCCUGCUGUGGCACAGUGGGUUAAGACUGACUGCUGAGGCUCAGGUUGCUGUGGAAUGGGUUCAAUCCCUGCCUGGCCCAGGAACUUCCAUGUGCCACAGGUGUGGCCAGAAGAAGUAUCCAGAGGAAGGGUGGACCUGCAUUAAAAUGCAUAUGGAUUUGUUCUAAUCCAGUUUGGUAAGAUGGCAGACUUGGAAACAGCUGCCUGGGAAGAAUUCCAAGAGGAGGGAGAACCCCAUACUGCACAGGGUCCUGUGAGCAUCAGGAUUGACCAGGAGAUGGAGGAAGAGGCAAAGGCAAGGCCAGAACUUGUACUGUGGCUCCUGCAGGAGGGGGUGGGCUCAGUAGGGUAAGCAGGUUUGGGCAAGAUGAGGUUGGAUAGUUUAAGUAAUUUCAGCAGACUCUGGGCUGUGGGGUGAUUUCUGGUAUCCACUACCUGCCCUGGUGUGAUUUAGGGAAGAGGAAAUGCUGGCCUUGGACCACCAGAGCUGGGAGGGGGGUUGGGCUAGCUUUGGGUUGGUUUGCAUGUGAAUGGCAGGUUGGGGGCGGGGGUGUCACUUGCUGUGUCUGGGAGUUAGCCAGCAUGGGAAGGGGUCUUUUCCCAGCCUACAAGGCCCCCAAGAUGACAAAACACAAUAAAUGCAAAAAAUGGAAACUAUGAUUAAUCCUCCAA